Messenger RNA from Acanthaster planci (crown-of-thorns starfish), 3947 nucleotides. RefSeq names its product condensin complex subunit 3-like. The record is from RefSeq and is a predicted model, not a curated record. Gene Ontology annotation, biological process: mitotic chromosome condensation. Gene Ontology annotation, cellular component: condensed chromosome; cytoplasm; condensin complex. Lineage: Eukaryota; Metazoa; Echinodermata; Asteroidea; Valvatida; Acanthasteridae. Gene Ontology annotation, molecular function: protein binding.
CUACAUGUACAAAAUUCUUGUACAUGUGUCGUGCGUCUUGACGUCGCGACGAUCCCCCUAGAAAACACUGUACAUGAUCCAAUAGGACGGAUUAAGACGAGUCCAAUGUACUGGUCAGUAAUUGCGCGGCCAUUUUGAACGACCGACCCAACCGUAAAUUGAGCAAAGUUUGGAAAUUGAAGGUUCUUCCUCAAUCCUCAACGAAGUUAUUCAGAAUUGAAGACAAGACUGUGGUUUGUUUUCCCUAUCUUACAGUCGCAGCCUAGCCAUGCCCAGUAGAAAAGGCAGAACCCUCGCAGAAGUGCUUGAGGACUGCCAGAAGGGAAUCCACAACCAUGCCAAACUGACAGCUGCUCUGAGAAUCACAUAUGAUGAGCUUGAUGACAAGACAGCAUUUCACCAGGAGUUUUUGGGUUUCUUCAAGCGUGCGCUGAUCAUUUUCAAGCGGGAGCCCGCCGUGGAGCGAACCUUGGACUUUGUGGCCAGGUUUGCUGCGUCGUUUGCCGUCGCCGUAAAUUCGGGCGACGAAACAGAGGAGGAGUUGCCCCAGACACCGGCCAACAACUUCAUGGUCUUCCUGUUUGCAUUUUUGUUGCAGCACCACAAUGCCCGAGACCGAGCCGUGCGUUUCCGUGUCUGCCAGAUGAUCAACAAGCUGCUUGUCAGCCUGGGUGAUGAGGCCCAGAUCGACGAAGACCUCUACGAGCAGAUCUACGACAGCAUGCUGAUACGCUUGCACGACAAGUUCCCGGCCGUCCGCACCCAGGCCGUGACGGCCGUGGCCCGUCUGCAGGACCCCUCUGACGUGGACUGCCCAGUCAUAGCCGCAUAUAUGCACCUGAUUGAGCACGACGUCAACUACGAAGUGCGCCGUGCCGUGCUGUUGAGCAUCUCCAUGUCCACCAGAACGCUUCCCAAAAUUCUGGACCGCACUCGGGAUGUGAAAGACACCAUCAGAAAGGCUGCCUUCCAAGUUCUGGCAGAGAAGGUGCAUAUUAAGGCCUUGACCAUCGCCCAGCGAGUGCAGCUGCUACAGGAUGGGCUGACGGAUCGCUCAGACAUGGUGAGAGACACCUGCUCGGGCAAGCUCCUCCAGGCCUGGCUCCGCAUCUUUGACGGCAAUGUCCUGGAGCUCCUGGGCUGCCUGGAUGUGGAGAACUCCUGCAAGACGGCCGAGCUGGCCCUCGACUUCGUCCUAGGGAAGGCCCAGCCCCAGGACCUGGUGGACAACUUUGACCUACUGGACAAGACGUAUGUCAUUCCGGUAGACAAGUUAACAUGUGAGAGCGCCCUCUACUGGCAGUGUCUGUGCAGCUUCUUGAAAGGCCAGGGUGCCGAAGGGGAGGUGUUGCUUGACAGAAUGCUGCCCAAUGUCACCAUAUUCUCGGACUACAUCAGAAGUUUCCUGGACAAGCUCAAGUCCACGGCCUUGAACGAGACAGAAGUGGAGGAGACACUGAAGCAGGAAUUUGUAGCUCAGCAGCUACUGAGGCUGUGCGGGAUACUAGACCUCUCCGACGAAGUCGGCAGGAAACACCUUGAUGGAAUGAUUCGCGACAUGCUGACCGCCCCCCAUAUUCCCGCUUCCCUGGUCCCCCUCCUGGUCAGCCACUUUGCCGUACUCCACCCCGGGGAUGAGGAGCAAGUGACGCUGAUGGCAGAGAUCAUCGCCGAUGUCCGCGAACCUAUCUCUGUGCUAGAGACCAGCAUAAGUGAGGACGAGAAACGCAAGAAGGAACUCAAGCUCGCCAGCGUGCGCGUGGAGUUGAACCAGGCCCGCGAUGCCCUGGAGGACUGUGUCAGUAAGGAGGACUUCGGCCGCGCUGCUGAGCUGAAGAAUUUGGUGACCGAACUGGAGGCCAGCAAACAAUCUCUGCUGGAGGAGUCCAGUGUCAGCUUCAGGGAGGUUCGCUCCGAAAAGAAUGAUCCGGGCACCUUAGUGAAGUGCCUCACUAUUGCUAGUGAGGUCCUCCAGCGUCUGACGGCCAAGGGCCUCAACCCCACGUUGCAGACCCUCAUGGACACUCUGGUUUUGCCAGGAAUCCAAAACACCGACCCGUCAGUGCGGAACGUGGCAGUCAAGUGCAUUGGACUUGCCUCCCAGCUCAGCCGCGACUUUGCCCAUCGUCACCUGCUGCUUUUCAUGCAAAUCUCCCAAGUCGACCAGGAGACCAUCCAGGUCACGGCACUGCAGUCCAUCUUUGAUCUCCUCCACACCUUCGGUCUGGAUGCCUUCAAGAUUCCUCCAAGUGCUCCUGAGACUGGCGAUGGCGAAUCUCAGACCCCGGCGGAGAACCGAAGGGACAGCAAGGGCGAGGAAGGGGUGCAGCAGGACAAGAGCACCGCCAGCAGCGUGCUGGCCAUCUUGACUGGGUUACUGGACAGUGAGAGUGCCGAUGUGCGGACGGUGGUCGCCGAGGGGAUGGCCAAGCUGCUCCUCUCCGGCCGCGUGACCAGCCCCAAGCUCUUGUCUCGCCUCCUGCUGCUGUGGUACAACCCCACAACCGAGGAGGACCUGCAUCUCAGGCACUGCCUGGGAACGUUCUUCCCCGUCUUCGCAUUUGCUUCAAGAGCCAACCAGGACUGUGUGGAGGAGGCAUUCCUACCGACCCUGGCCACGCUGUUCAAUGCUCCGACCACCUCCCCACUGGCCCAGGUGAACGAGAAUAACGUGGCCGAGCUGUUGGUCCACCUGACGGAUCAGCGCAACCUGCAGCAGGAGACAGACUUGCAGGAAAGUUCUGUUCACGACAGUCUCAGCUUAAAGCUUUGCAACAAGAUACUCGGUGAUAUGGAGGCGCCAGGGGUGCGGGUCCUGUGUAAAGUCCUCAACACGCUACACCUGUCCCCCUCCAACGCUAACGUCUGGAAGGACCUCAGUGUGCUGGCGGAACAGAUGGUAGAGAAAGCCGAGGAGAGGAUGGUCAGGAAGCACCUGGAGAAGUUUCGGCAGAGCCUCCAGACCCACCGGCAGGGGGACGUCGAUGGCGCCAGACCUCUGCCCCAGGGAGGACAUGAGCUAGAGACCGGCCAGGCUUCGGGGGCCGAGGGAGAGGGGACACCUGGGGACCACCAGACUCAAACCACCGGAGGAGGCGAAGCCGACAAAGCCGUCCAGCAAGUGGAUGAUGCCGUAGCCACCCCCCUUGCAGACCGUGUCCCCCCAAUCAGCGCCUCACCAACUGGUAACAGUGGAAAUGGUACCGUCAGUGAGGGAGAGAAUGACGGAGCUGGCAAGCUGCCAAGAACAGGAGGUAGAGGUCAGAGGUCACGGAGGAAGCCGCCUCCAGUGGCACAGGAAGAUGACACGGAGAAUAGUGUGUUUGAGAGCCCAGCCUUGCAACCUACUCGCCCCAAGAGGUCAAGCAAGCGGACAAAGGUCAAGAUGGCAGCUCUCCUGAGCGACAGCGAGUCUGAAAACGAGAAGUCAAAGUUCAGUACUCGUCGAUCAAGGAAUGUCCUGGCCGCCAUUAAUACAGACGAAAGUUCUUGACGGCGCCAAACACCAGCAAGACAAAGGCACAGAAUGGAGGCCAACUUGUAGUUCAUUUGUCAUUUCGCAAAAGUUUUUUUUUUAAAAUAGGCAGCGUUUAUCAAUUGCGUCUUGUUUUGUGGUGGCCGAUUGGCAUGAUUUGUAAAAGUGGAGAUUUCUAUCAUUUCAUGUACAGUACUGACAUUAUUACCUUAUUAGCAAAUAUGUUAAGCCGUGAGAAAUGGUUUGAAAAAAUCUCCACACGUAGUAACACCAUUUAUGUUUAUUCGUAACAAUUAGCAGCAAUUUGUUUUCAUGCCAGCGUAGUUUGUCAUAAACGCUUGUCCCUUACAGUGUUUUAGAAUAGAAUUACAUGUAUGAAGUAUUUGUCACCUGCUGGCUUAUAAUACGGGCGUUUCACAGUAGUGCGCCUCCAAGAGUUUGCAACGCGUUGGCCAAUCACAAUGCGCGAAAU